Molecule: messenger RNA, 1989 nt
Organism: Pyricularia oryzae 70-15
Lineage: Eukaryota; Fungi; Ascomycota; Sordariomycetes; Magnaporthales; Pyriculariaceae
Exons: 2
Coding region: 1-1989 (662 amino acids)
Source: RefSeq, a predicted model, not a curated record
AUGCCUCCAGUCACACGCGCCGCCAAGGCCCGCCAGGAAGCCAUCGCCAAGGAGAACAACAAACCGAUCGCAAAGAGGAAGGCGGCCCGAAAGAAGGCCCAGAAGGGCCCCUUGGUCGAGGAGACGCCGGCAAAGAAAAAAGCUGCGGGCAAGGCGGCCCAGUCUGCUGCGGGAACCAAGACCACUGCUGGUAGAGCCACGAAGAAGAAGGCUGCUGGCAGCGCGGCGGAGAAACAGGCCGAGCCACCUGCUUCGACACCGUCUGCACCGGCGGCGGCUGCGGUCAAGGCCAAAUCUACGCCCAAGCCCGCGCAGGCAGUAAAGGGCAAUCCGACCGCGGAGAAGCUGGUGGCACCAAAGAAGCCAGCCACGGAGAAGCCAGUGUUAGCAAAGAAGCCCGCCGUCGAGACCGCCAAGCCAGGUCCGCAGCCCGCCAAGCGCAGAGUCGCUGCCAACCCGGCACCAAGUAACAGGGCCCGAUGCAAGAGAGUCAGAUGGACUGCGACAGCCACCGUGGCGCAGGCCGAACCUCGCUGGGCCAAGAAGAGCAAGGAUGACGACGAAGACGAGGAGGAGAGUGACGAUGAGGUCGAGGAUGAGGUCCAAGACAAGCCAGGCGUCGGAUCCGUAAAGGACAAGAAGAGAUAUGUUCCUGAGAACAAAGUCGCGAAUGUGAAGGCCAAGCCCGCAGCGUCAGUUGCAGAGUCCGUCCCAAAACCCAUCAGCAAGAAGUUGGCCCUCAGGAAGCCCAACGAAAAAGUCGCGAUCCCGGAGGAUCUCAAGUCUAUGGUGAAGAGAUCCUCUGACGGUACUACGUUUGACUGCAAGAUCCCUGCGAGAGAGCACAAGAAAGGUGAGCUGCUGCUCUGGGCCCUGAAGGAGAACCCCAAAGCUGUGAAUUUGCAGCUGCGCCUGAACCCGCUCAACACCAAGCAAGCCUUUGCAGGCUUCAGAUUUGCGCUCAGCUUCAGAGCCGGGACCCACCCGUUCAAGUACGGGGUCGGGCUUUGCGAUGCGACAAAGGAAUGGACAACAGGCAACGCCGGGGCGCGACUGGACAACUUCCUCGCCCUUGUCAUGAGCAGAGACCUCCACGCUGCAUUCCACGACGACGCCUCCAGCAACCCGUCGGCGACGCUAUCCAAGGUGGUCAAGGUGGUCCAGAGCGUCUUGUCGGCCAUCAGUUUCGGGACCGAGUGCAUCGUCUGCUCGAAGCCCUUCAACACCACGGUCUGGCGGCCCGUCGCCUGCUCGCCAGACUGCCGAGAGGUCAUGGCCACGUGGCCGCUGGAGCUCCUCGUCUCGCCGCUCCUGCUCGACCACCUGGCCCUCGACCUCUUGCUGGGCUGCAUCUACACCGAGCACUUUGGCGAGCGCGUGGCCGGCAUGGCCAACCUCCCGGCGCGAGCCAAACGGCUCAAGUGGAGCGACAUGGUGCACGCGCUCAACACCUUCCCCAAGCUGCACGGCGACAUGACCCUUGCGUCUAUAGAGGGUGCGGACGCCGGCAGCCCCGGCAGGCGCUCGGCUCUGUUCUGGCUCUCGUUUGCGUUCCCGGGCUGCCUCGUCUCGGCCUCGCAGGCGGCGACGGUGCAGUACGUGCCCACGACAUCGUGGCAGCCUGGGCAGCCAGAGAGCGAGCAGGUGCACCAGUUUGUGCUGCUCAACUCUACGGUGGAGCGCCAGGUGGCAUUCCGAGCCCGCGGGACGCAAGCCGGCGAGGCCUGCUUCCACGGGACACCUCACCAAAACCUGCUGCCGAUCCUGGCGGACGGGCUGCGCCAGACGAGAGGCCGGAUAACCCGGCUGGCUAUCGACAACAACCACCCGCCUGUGCCGUCGAGCCCACACUUGUUGGGAACUUCGUCUCCAUGGCUACAAACGACCGACAGCUCCGCUGUUUGGACACAGGCCCCUCUCGAUGAAGAGCCGUCAACUGCCGUCAGACGAAUCCUCCGUGCGCCUGAAGGCACGGGGUCGCGUCAGUGA